Molecule: messenger RNA, 1952 nt
Organism: Eucalyptus grandis
Lineage: Eukaryota; Viridiplantae; Streptophyta; Magnoliopsida; Myrtales; Myrtaceae
Product: brassinosteroid-related acyltransferase 1
Molecular function (GO): acyltransferase activity, transferring groups other than amino-acyl groups
Source: RefSeq, a predicted model, not a curated record
AUGGAAAAUGCAAGAAUCGAAGAGCUUCCGUGCUCAGUUGACGGACUAACGAAGCUGACGCAUUUGUCUCUAAGCAGAUGCUCUCUGAUAAAGGAACUUCCAUGCUUACUCGGGGAAUUAGGAGCAUUGGUGGAGUUGCAUUUGUCAUCAUCAAGUAUAGUCAACCUGCCUGAAGAAACUGAGGGCGAUUGGGAUCGACUAUACAAAGAUAAGAAUAUUUCCAGACACCAUCGGAUUGGUCAAGAUGCUCGAAGAAUUCCUCUCUCUUCUCUUUAUAUUCGCAAACCCCUCUUUUCUUUCAUUCACAAUAAGACCUUGAAAACAUUGCAGAUCAGCCAUUCUCAAAGCUACAAUUUCCAUGGCCACCCCCAUGAGAGCCAUCAUUUGGGUGUCUCAAUUAGAAGGACAAUCAUUGUACGACCGAAAACAUUGCAACCUCCAAAGCUCCUCAAUCUCUCUAACCUGGACAGACAGUGUCCAGCUCUCAUGUACUUGGUCUUCUUUUAUAAACCACAUCUCAAUAGUAACUUUUCCAAGAAUGAAAUUUCACUUGGUCUUGUGUUUGAUAGCUUAAGAUUUGACCUAGAAGAGACAUUAUCAGUGUGGUAUCCAGCUGCUGGUAGGCUCAGCUUGAACCCAGAAGAUGGGAAGCUCAAUCUUUGGUGCAACAAUGAAGGUGUGGUUUUAGCUGAAGCUGUCGCUCAAGUGAAGGUUUCAGAUCUUGGAGAUCUAUCACAAUACAAUGAGUUCUUUGAGAAGUUGGUCUACAAGCCUGACUUUGAUGGGGACUUGUCCAAGAUGCCUCUAGUUGUUGCUCAGGUAACUCUAUUUGAAUGCGGAGGCUAUUCCAUAGGAAUGGGUACAAGCCACUCAUUAUUUGACGGACCUGCCGCAUACGACUUUCUUCAUGCCUGGUCUUCAAAUUCUGCAGUUACCAAAGAAAAGGGAUAUCGUCUUGAGAUUAAUAUGCCGGUGCAUGACCGAGGUAGGCUAUUGCUUCUGAAUCCUCAGAAACAAGUGGCAAUCGCUAACCCAGUGAAAAGUGCUGCUGCUAUAGAUCAUUUAUAUCAAUUGAUAAUGCAAUCAGCCGUGAAUCAGAACAUCUUGUCUGAUGUGAAGAGUUCGAGUUUGGUUCCCAAGACUUUUGAUUUGAGCGGGGAGUUCAUAGAAAGCAUAAAAGGGGAGUUGUGCAAGGGGAUGAAUGGCAGCUUCUCAUGUUCAACCUUUGAGGCGGUUUCAGCUCACCUGUGGAAGGCAAGGACCAAGGCUUUUGGACUACACAAAGGAACACUGGUGUGCCUCCAAUUUGCAGUGGACACAAGGAAUAGGCUGUCGCCUCCGCUCCCGAAGGGUUUCAGCGGCAAUGCAUACGUGCUCGCCUCGGUGGCGUUAACGGCCGGAGAACUGAUGGAAUCGAGCCAUGCAGACAUAAUCAAGAAGAUAAAGGCCAAAAGAUCUGUGAAUGAUGAAUACGUGACGGCGUACAUGAAAGCACUCGAAGGGCCACCAGCUUCCUUGCCUCCAUUGAAGGAGCUGACCCUUGUGUCUGACUGGACCAGAAUGCCAUUCCACAAGGUUGGUUUCCUCAGUGAAGAAGCAGCCUAUGUUUCCCCUUUGGUCCCUCCAAUCCCACAAGUUGCUUACUUGAUGCAAAACCCUAGUGAUGAUCACCUAGGGAUUCAUGUGAGGCUAGGUUUGCCCCCGGGAAUCUUAAGUGCUUUCCCCGGAUACUUCCUCUCGGUAAACCUAUAAAACAGGUUGGCACCGGCAAAUCAAGGAAUCAAUUGAGUUUCGUGAUUAAGUUGUCAUGCAUCAUGUAGUCAAGUGGAAGAGGAGUUGGAUUCUCAAUAGAUUGAGUACUCUUAAAAGUUAAUUAUGUUUCUUAUAUCUAAUGAAAUGGAUCUACAAAACAUUGAGAUCCUAUCAAGUACUUGAUUCAAUGUGACAAGAAA